Lagopus leucura (white-tailed ptarmigan) is the source of this 955-nucleotide messenger RNA. RefSeq names its product NFU1 iron-sulfur cluster scaffold (gene NFU1). Gene Ontology annotation, cellular component: mitochondrion. Bases 28 to 786 code for a protein of 252 amino acids. The record is from RefSeq and is a predicted model, not a curated record. Gene Ontology annotation, molecular function: iron ion binding; iron-sulfur cluster binding. The transcript is spliced from 8 exons. Lineage: Eukaryota; Metazoa; Chordata; Aves; Galliformes; Phasianidae. Gene Ontology annotation, biological process: iron-sulfur cluster assembly.
GGAGCGGCGGCCCUGAGGAGCGCCAAGAUGGCGGCUGCGCGGUGGCUCGGCGCGGCUGCGGGGCUGGGCGGCCGGAUUUGUCACAUGAUGUUAAAAGGUCAUAACCUGACAACUCAACAGCCCUUCCACCAACUUGCAUGGAGGAAGCAGCUUCUUCCAUCUGUAGUCUUGCAUAAUACAGUAAGAUGCAUGUUUAUUCAAACUCAGGACACACCAAACCCAAACAGCCUGAAGUUUAUUCCCGGCAAAGAAGUGCUGGAGUCCAGGACUAUGGAGUUUUCCAGCCCAGCUGCAGCAUUUUGCUCACCUCUAGCAAGGCAGUUAUUCAGAAUUGAAGGAGUUAAAAGCAUUUUCUUUGGGCCAGACUUCAUCACCAUCACUAAGGAGAGUGAAGACCUGGAUUGGAACUUGCUGAAACCAGAUAUUUAUGCAACUAUAAUGGAUUUCUUUGCCUCGGGUUUACCUGUACUUACUGAAGAGGCACCUAGCACAGAUACAGCUCAGUCAGAAGAAGAUGAUGAAGUUGUAUUAAUGAUUAAAGAACUGCUGGAUACAAGAAUAAGGCCAACAGUGCAAGAAGACGGUGGUGAUGUUAUUUACAAAGGCUUUGAGGAUGGCAUUGUGCAGCUGAAGUUGCAGGGUUCAUGCACCAGCUGUCCCAGUUCCAUCAUCACCCUGAAGAACGGGAUACAGAACAUGCUCCAGUUCUACAUCCCUGAAGUGGAAGGUGUGGAACAGGUUGUUGAUGAUGAUGAUGAUGUGGAGAAGGAAGCAAAUUCUACGUGAGCUUACAUCAUCCAUGGCCAAAUCAGUAUUUAUUUCUUGUAUGUAAAUCAUUCUCGUUCUGUGGAACAACCAAAUCUGCCUUUCUCAUCAGAAAAAGUCUGACACUUCCCUCCUCCGUGUCAGCAGCGUAUUCACUAAUUUAUUAAAUGCUCUCUAUUCAAAAAAAGAA